Molecule: messenger RNA, 3240 nt
Organism: Oenanthe melanoleuca
Lineage: Eukaryota; Metazoa; Chordata; Aves; Passeriformes; Muscicapidae
Gene: HHLA2
Product: HHLA2 member of B7 family
Exons: 10
Coding region: 262-1509 (415 amino acids)
Biological process (GO): cellular response to lipopolysaccharide; cell surface receptor signaling pathway; negative regulation of T cell proliferation
Cellular component (GO): external side of plasma membrane
Source: RefSeq, a predicted model, not a curated record
UAUACUUCCCUCUCUUCCUGCAGACCGACAUCGCUCUGUGCCGAUCCGGAGCGGGCAGCGGCUGCAGCUCACGGGCUGACAUGCGGAGAACCUGCAGAAGUUUUGGGCUUGCCAGGCAAAGGAAAUGGUUAUGAGAAAAGGUUUUUUAAGCCCGAAGAAAGGAAGAUAAAAGGUGUGAAAUCUUCGCGUGUGCUGGAUGGAAAUUCUCUGAAGAUUCAGUGAGGAAAUUCUAGAAAGACGGCAUCAUUGUGGCAGUUUGACAUGAAUCUACGAACCCAUGAAAAAACAAAAGGACAGAACAUACCAGCUGUUAUAAUCUAUUUAUUUCUCAUCAGUGCUACACUUUGGGAUUUUACAGAACAGGUAGAAGUAACAGGGCUGUUUUCCAAGGAUUGCAUCCUCCCUUGUAGUUUCCCACCUGGGCAUGAUGAAGUAAUUCACUGGAGCAAAGAGAACAAAAUAGUGCACAGUUACUACCGACAGAAGGAUCAGCUGAAAGAACAAGACCCACGUUACAGAGGCAGAACACAGCUUUUCCAUGAGAACAUCCCUAGUGGAAAUGCCUCCUUGAAACUUAGUAACCUGACCAUGACUGACGAGGGCUCUUACACCUGCUACGUGGGAACAACACAAGAUCGAAAACAAGUGGAAGUGCUGCUGCACUUAAGAGCUCCUUCUUCUUAUGCACUGGAAUACCAAAAGACAAACACAGAAAGGAGACUGAAGUGCUAUGCCUUUCUCACUUAUCCAGCACCAAAUAUAUCUUGGGUACAAGGCAAUGUAUCCAUCCAAGAGACAGGUCGGGAGGAAACCAUGAAUGGAGCUCUCUAUUCUAUCAGAAGUGACAAGGACAUUAUAAACACAGCAGAUACUUACUACUGUCAUAUUCAUUUCCAUCAUGACAUGUGGGCUGCUGAAUGGAAGAUGGUGCAAGAGGACCUUUCUGGAAAGGAAGGAGAUCGCGCCGUAAUUCCUUGUGACCAUGGCAAUGACAUUGCAAGCGCUGCUGGUUUCAGUGUGGUCUGGACAUUGCACAGAAAUGCAGUGACCUCAAUCCUGGCCUCCUUCAAUGGCACAUUCCACUCUCACCAGCCUCGAGUCCAGAUUGACAAAACUGACUUUUCACUGAUGUUGGAUGAUCUUACUGGAGAUGACAGUGGAGAAUAUCUGUGCAACAUUUCAACACCUCUCUACACAAAACUUACUGUGAGCACUCUGCACGUCAAAAAUUCAGGUAACAACUGGAUAAUUGUGCUAGUAGUGCUUGGAGUGCUUGCAGCGGUAGCAGUGGUAGCAGUGGCACUUUACUGUCUCAAGAAAAAGGAAGAUAAUCCCAGUGUCAACUGGCUGUCUGGACAAGGACCACCAGGAGGGAAGUUGAAAGAACUGAGCAAUAAAAAGAAGGAGAGACCUCCUAUGAACACCUUAACCAUACAGGAAGAAAAUAGCUCUCUGCACACAAAGAUUGGUGAUGAAAAGAACAAGGAGUUCCUCCAUCUUCUCCCUUGAGUUACACUAAGAGCCACAUGGAAAUGUCAUCUUCUUCAGCUCUUCUGAGCAACAGUAAUGGACAAAUGGGGAGGAAAAAAAGUCAGUGGAUACUUGUAUGUGAAAACUCAUAUAGCAGGGCAUCUCACCCCCAUGUGAGAUUAUCUGUUGCUUGUUUACUUGCAAGUUAACUCAAACCAGACAAAGCUGUCUUGCAGUGAGUUAUUUUGGCAGCCCAGGAUUACCAUUGGUCUGGCAUCUCCCAUCUGACAAUAAGCAUCUUACUGUGGAAGUGAGAUCUUGUGGAAGCUAAGAUUUAAUUAGCAUAUGCAGUUUGAUAACCAAAAUGCCUUGGCAAGAGCAAACAGAGCUUUGAGGGUUACAAGAAAAUUGGAUCAAGACUGGCAACAGGAAAGAAGAUUGAACUAAGUAGAAGUGUAAAGUUUGUCUGUGUGAUGUUUAACCCAAUGAAGAAAAAAAUUACUACUCUUCCCAAAAAUGGUACACAAGCAUUUGUAGCUCACAGUAAAUUUAAUUUCUGAUCACAAAUCAGUAGUCCCCCUCUCUCUCUCAAUCGUCAAUAGGAUCUGGAAAGAGAAACUGGAUUUCUGACUGAUAGGCACCUAACUUUACAAACUGUAUAAGCUACAUCAAACUUUCACAAAGCAGAACUCUGAAUUUUCCUGGAAACGUGGAAUUUCUACUUAGAAUGCCUGCUUUACUGUUACUCCUCUGGGGGCUGAGCAUUUCUUUUGCUAGUUUUCAUAUAGGUACCUUGAUAUCAUGCAUUUUUUUAUGUAAUUUUUUGGUAGUUUUUCUAUUUCAUACUGUGUUGUAAGUAGCUCUGAUUAAGACCUUUCAUGUGUUACCUCCUGUCCAAUAAGUAACUCAUUUUAUUAAUAGAGCUGAUCUGCCAUCCUUAGAAAUUGCAGGCCAGAGUGAUUUCUUAAAUUUAAGCUCUUGUCAAAAAUCUGAGGCUAAGACAGGGCUUGUCUGAAGCUCUGACUUGUCCUGUGACAAGUCAGCAUGCAAAACUGGAUUUCCUAAAGGGACAAAGAAGUUUCCAGAGAAGAAGAUGUCCCUAAGUUUUGAGGGAUUUUUUUUCAGGAUGGGAGAAAGAGAGCUUACUGGUUUUAAUUUCAUUUAGUAUUUUAUUUUAAAGCAAAAAUCAUGUCUGCUGUUGACAGUGGCGAGUCUGAGCCCAGCAGUGUGCUGGGCUGGCAGUGGUGGGGGAGCAGAGAAGUGUCAGAGUGGGAACAACUGUGGGGAACAAAACAGUGACAGACUGAGGUGGGAGAAGCUGAAUUGAUGCCAAGCACAGCCUAGAAGAGCAGUCUGGAAAAUGGGCAGUGUGACAUGGAGGAUUCCAUGUCAGCUUCCAGGGGUUUGUCCAUCAUUGUUUUCCAUUGUCUCAGGCUCAGGGGUAGGAAAUGUUAGCUGUGGGAGCCUCCCCCAUCAUGUUGCUUUUGUCCUGGGGACCACAUGGUGUGUGGGAAUGAUUGCCACCUUAUUUUUGUCUGGAAAAACAUGUAGAGCUGGCAGCACUGGAGCAGCUGCCAUCUUGUCCUUGUCACAGGGGACCACAUGGACAUGACCUACAGGGAGUGUCUGCCAUCGUGUCUUUGUGCCAGGGGCCACCUGGAACUAAGUUGAGGUGGUGAGCACCUCUUUGUGGACAAAGCAUCUCUUUUUAUAUACUAUUGUUAUUAACAUUGUUGGUCUUUUGCUUUAAUUAAAUUAUCUCAUCCCACA